CGUCACUGCCACUCUUCCUCUUCUAUCUCCCUCGAUUUUGAACCCCUUAAUCGUAAAGAUGGCGUCGGAGAAGAAGCUGUCGAACCCAAUGAGGGACAUCAAGGUCCAGAAGCUCGUUCUCAACAUCUCUGUCGGUGAGAGUGGUGAUCGUCUCACUCGUGCCUCCAAGGUGUUGGAACAGCUAAGUGGUCAAACCCCUGUCUUCUCCAAGGCAAGGUACACUGUGAGAUCAUUCGGAAUCAGGCGUAACGAGAAGAUUGCUUGCUACGUCACCGUGAGAGGAGACAAGGCGAUGCAGCUUCUCGAGAGUGGUUUGAAAGUGAAGGAGUACGAGUUGUUGAGGAGGAACUUCAGUGACACUGGCUGCUUUGGGUUCGGUAUCCAGGAGCAUAUUGAUCUUGGAAUCAAGUAUGAUCCUUCCACUGGUAUCUAUGGAAUGGACUUCUAUGUUGUUCUUGAACGUCCUGGGUACCGUGUUGCUCGUCGCCGUAGGUGCAAGGCUCGCGUUGGGAUUCAACAUAGAGUUACAAAGGAUGAUGCCAUGAAGUGGUUCCAAGUUAAGUAUGAAGGUGUUAUCCUCAACAAGUCUCAGAACAUCACUGGUUGAAGACUUUGUGUUGUUUUGUGGUGUUAGCUCUUGUCUCAGAACAUCGCGUUGGGAUCUCUUGUUUUUUUGUAUCUUUUUUUUUACUUCAGUUGGUUUAGAAUCUACGUAUUCGAGAUGAACGAUUUUUGGAGGUUAUCGUUAUCAAUUUUAAAACAAUCUCUCUGCUUUAAACUAGUCCCAAGCCAUAUGUCUUUUAUCUGAUUUGCAUGUCAGAAUGUGGACUGAAUGGUUAGAACAGGACAUCUGAGUGGAUAAUCUCACUUUUCUCUAGCUUUGUGUUCUGCAAGUUUCAUAGUUUCAGUCAGUGGGAGCCAU
Messenger RNA from Eruca vesicaria subsp. sativa (arugula), 922 nucleotides. NCBI's taxonomy places the organism in Eukaryota, Viridiplantae, Streptophyta, Magnoliopsida, Brassicales, Brassicaceae. The record is from the annotation of a GenBank genome assembly.